Messenger RNA from Musca domestica (house fly), 3315 nucleotides. RefSeq names its product chromosome transmission fidelity protein 18 homolog (gene cutlet). Gene Ontology annotation, molecular function: ATP hydrolysis activity; ATP binding. The record is from RefSeq and is a predicted model, not a curated record. Lineage: Eukaryota; Metazoa; Arthropoda; Insecta; Diptera; Muscidae. Bases 186 to 3137 code for a protein of 983 amino acids. The transcript has 11 exons.
GCAAAUGCUAUCAAUGCAAUGUGAAUAGCCAAGAAGAACUAUUGCAUUUGGCGCAAAUUUUGCGAUGUAAACAAAGUGAAGAGUAGUUUGUUAAAUUAAGAAAAAUCGAAGAACUAAGCAAUAAAUUCAAGAGUUUAUGAAAAAGAAACAUUGUCUGAUAAAAAAUAAGUAUCAAACAUUUCAAAAUGGAUCAAUAUCCCGAUGAAAAUGAAGAGUUUGAGUUACAAUAUCAGGAGGAGCUGGAAUUGAUGGAUGAAUUUGCUGAGCAAAAUGAUUUUGUUCCUGCUUUGCCAAACAAAACUAUUGUAAAUCCAGCGCCUAUCCUAUCUCAGGGCAGUUUGAACUCUCCUCAAUUGUCUCAAAUAAGUUUCAAUGCUGACGACUCACAUUUGUCUUCAUUGGGGGGUGGUGGGGGACCGGUUAACAGACGUCUAUUUGGUACACCCAAGCAGCCACCUACUCGUGGAGCCUCAACACCUUUUGUCAGUAAGCAAAAAAUGGCUCCCAUUCAAGAGGUGUUGGAUUUGAAUGGUCUGGACAAUGAAGACCUGGAUAUGGGACCAUCGACUGCCAACAGAGCUCUCGAGGAAUUGCAAAAGGCCAAUAACAAGCGCAAGCGGUUAGAAAGAGAUUUAUUUGGCGAUAUAGGCGAUUUGUUUGGUGAUGAUACCUAUGAAGAUCCAGAGGCCAAAAAAGCUCGUACUGAAGAGGAAAGAGAUUUGGAAGCCAUUGAAAAAAUCCUGGAGACGAGGCGCAAGUUACGUGAACAAAGUAAAGCUGUUAGACCAGACAGUUUGGCUCGAUUGGAAGCUCUACAUGCCUUUAAAAUGCGUAAUCUAUCUUAUAAUAUACCACAGUGGCCGUUUUUGCCUUUGCGACGGAGUGAUGAUGAACGUGUUUAUGUGCGCUUCCAUUCAGAGGAAUACGAGACAAAGGCCAUCAAUGAAAUACAUGCAGCCUCUGGACUUGGUGGUCUUCUAGGAGAGCAUAAGGAGAAAAUCUGGGAAGAAGCUAAUGAGUUAGUUCUGAAAAGACUUAGCUCCAACAAAGAUGGCGCGAGUCAUGAACAUGCCCCCAUUGUUGUGGAACCUGUAUCGAACGAUGAUACACGCCUUUGGGUGGAAAAAUAUAAGCCCCGCAAAUACAUUGAUCUGUUGUCGGACGAAAUGACCAAUCGAUCAUUGUUGUAUUGGUUGAAAAUGUGGGACAAAGUUGUUUUUGGCAAAGAAUUUAAAGCAUUGCAGGCCAAUGCUGCGAAUAAUGGCGAGAUGAGUAACUUUAAUAAGCGUACUGGCAAAUUUGAGUCAAAUGGAGGUUGGCGUGCCCGCAAAACAAAACAAUUUUUAAAUACCAAUGUUGAUGAAAUGGGUAGGCCAAUACAAAAGGUGGCUUUGCUAUGUGGUCCUCCGGGUUUGGGUAAAACAACAUUGGCACACACCAUAGCUCGACAUGCUGGUUACAAUGUGAGAGAAGUAAAUGCAUCUGAUGAUCGUAGUCCAGAAGCCUUCAAGAUGGCCCUCGAAAACGGUACCCAAAUGUCUUCGGUAAUGAAUGAGAGCAAGAAACCGAAUUGUAUUAUACUGGAUGAAAUCGAUGGUGCACCACGUCAGUCAAUUGAAUUUCUGGUAAAAUUCGUAACCGACAGUGUGCCUGUUAAGGGCAAAGGCAAGGGUGCUGGUAAAGGGGCUCAUAAUAUUCUAAAGCGUCCUAUUAUUUGUAUUUGUAAUGAUAUUUAUGACCCUGCCUUAAGACCCUUGAGACAAAUAGCCUUUGUUGUUACCUUCCCACCAAUUGAUUCAUCCCGCCUUGCUGAACGUUUAGUGCAAGUGGCGCAAAAUGAAAGAAUGAAAACAGAUUUUGGUUCGCUUAUAGCGCUGGCGGAAAAAUCUGGCAAUGAUGUCCGCUGUUGCAUUUCAACAAUGCAAUUCUUUAAUGCCCAAAAGAAGGGUUUGACCCUUCAGGAUGUGCUCAACAAUAACUUGGGACAAAAAGACCGACAUCAAGGCCUGUUUGAAGUGUGGGGUGCAAUAUUUAGGAUUCAAAGGCCGAAGAAGCAGUUGACCCAAGCCAAAGGUGAUGAAGAGGCUCAAGUCACCAUGACAGAUAUGUCAAUGAGUACCCGUGUGCGGCAUGUUCUGGAUGUGGUACAUUCGGGCGGUGAUUAUGAACGGCUAAUGCAAGGUGUUUAUGAAAACUAUUUGCAACAAAAAAUGCCCGAUCCAAAUCUAAAUGGAAUUGUCGAGGCUAACCAAUGGUUUUGUUUCUCCGAUACACUGCAACGACAAAUACAUCAGCAGCAGAAUUAUACAGUAUAUCCCUAUCUGCAGUAUGGCUUUGUGAUAUGGCACAUGUUGUUUGCCUCAUUGGCUUGGCCUAAAAUAAAUUUCCCCAGCAAAUCGUUUGAGUUUAAUCAAAAGCAAACCACACAGAAAAACAUUUUCCAAUCUUUGAGAAAAUCCCUAACAUGUGGUGCAAUUGGUGUGGGUCAGGGUCAUGUUGUGUUGCUGGAGACGGUGCCACUUCUCAAGAAAAUAUUAUCACCACAACUGAGAUCGGUGGCUGUACAAUUGUUGUCUCAAAAAGAACAAAGUGACUUAAAACAUUGUGUGGAAAUUAUGGCAGAUUUUGGUAUUACAUAUCAUCAAGUGAAAUCGGCCGAAGGCCCUUAUAUUUUCCGUAUGGAACCAGAUUUAGAUGCACUGGCUCAAUUCCCUGGUUAUACCGGUGUCACCCUCUCCUAUUUUGGUCGACAACUAGUAGCACGUGAAGUUGAAUUGGAACGUAUACAUCGUUCGACACCCAAGGCUAUAGAGCAAAAUGACAAAUCUCACACCCGAACGGAUAAGAAACCUCAAGAACGCAAACCUUCAGCCAAACCCAAUACCAAUGCAACUUCACCCACAAAUUUACCCAAUCACUUGCAACGUUUAAAACCAAAACGAAUUGAAAGUUCAAAGGCAGCUAGCGAAACGGUCUCUAAGGAUUUCUUUGGACGCAUACAACGUAAAACACCAGCACAAAAAUUGGCGGAGGAACCUAAAUCUGAUCCAAUUGUCAAGAGUCCCAUUUGGUAUCGUUACAAGGAGGGUUUCAACAAUGCCGUACGCAAGGAUAUUCACAUGAACGAAUUGUUGUAAAAUGUUGUAAACAAACAAUUCGCAACUGUGGCUAUUUUAGUUUUGUUAAGUUUUUUUUUAAAUCACUUUUAUUUUUUAUUGAUACGAAUAAAUAAUAAUACUAACAAUAAUUGUAAUGUUAAGGUAUUUCGUUUAAUGAAUAAAGUUUUGUUUAUUUAUUCUUUUUUAAUAUCUGAAA